Saccoglossus kowalevskii is the source of this 1732-nucleotide messenger RNA. Its product is annotated as O-phosphoseryl-tRNA(Sec) selenium transferase-like. Gene Ontology annotation, molecular function: O-phosphoseryl-tRNA(Sec) selenium transferase activity; tRNA binding. Lineage: Eukaryota; Metazoa; Hemichordata; Enteropneusta; Harrimaniidae. The record is from RefSeq and is a predicted model, not a curated record. Gene Ontology annotation, biological process: selenocysteine incorporation; conversion of seryl-tRNAsec to selenocys-tRNAsec.
UUCUGACCUUAAAAGCUGUUAGGCACUUCCGGUGUAAAUCAUUCAGGGCACGAUUUUUUAAAAGCAGUCGCAACGGAAAGUGUGAAUCCAGCUGUUUUUUUUAUCUAUCGUUGAUACCGUUAUAUUAUGACAAUGUUCCCGUUUUCCACAGUAGUGUGAUAUUGAAGGAUUGAACAUGAACGAAGAGAGCUAUGCUCUGUGUGAACGGUUAAUUCCAAGUUCCUAUGUGAGACAAGCACGCCAAGCUGUUCGUAGCAGAGAGAAUCAAAUACGGACUUUCCUUGAACACCGAAGAUGGUCCGAAGAUGGUUGGGAUGAUGAGACUAUUGAGUUACUGCUGCAUCAACUAUCACUGAUGGACAGUAACAACUUCCCUGGUAACUGCGGUGUUGGUGAAAGAGAAGCUAGGUUCUUAUCGGGUAUUGUUGCUAGGCGACAUUUUAGAUUGGGUCAUGGUAUCGGUAGAUCAGGUGAUAUCACUGCUAUCCAACCCAAAGCUGCUGGCUCCAGCAUAUUAAUGAAACUGUCUAAUGUCUUAGUUACAGACGCAAUUAAAAUUGCAGGUUUCACACCCGUCGUAAUUGAAAACCUGUUGGAAGGAGAUGAGCUAAGAACAGAUCUCGCUAAAAUUGAAGAAAAAAUUCUUGAACUUGGAGCUGAAAAUAUAUGUUGCAUUUGUAGCACAACAAGUUGUUUCGCGCCUAGAGCACCGGAUAGGUUAGAAGAGAUAGCUAUACUUUGUAGUAAAUAUAACGUCCCACAUGUUGUAAAUAAUGCAUAUGGUUUACAGUCUUCCAAGUGUAUGCACCUCAUUCAACAGGCCUCACAGGUUGGCAGACUAGAUAUAUUUGUACAAAGCUCUGAUAAGAACUUUAUGGUUCCUGUGGGUGGAUCAGUCAUAGCAGGGUAUAAUAAAGAACUGGUUGAUUCAAUCAGCCAGAUUUAUCCAGGUCGAGCCUCUGCUGCUUCAUCAAUCGAUGUAUUUAUUACACUAUUAACAUUGGGGAGCAAAGGUUACAAGAAAUUACUAGCUGAUAGGAAGGAUAUGUACAAGUACCUGUCUCAGGAGAUAAGUAAAGUGACCGCAUUACACGGAGAGAGGUUGUUAAACACAAAAAACAACACUAUAUCUCUGGCUAUAUCACUGUCACAACUGCAAGGUAACACUAAACAGCUGACUGAAUUUGGUUCCAUGCUGUUUACCAGGUUUGUCUCAGGUACCAGAGUGAUUGCACAUGAAAGUCCACCUCUCGUUGUCUCUGGUUAUGAAUUCAACAACUAUGGGGCACACACUAACAGAUAUCCCUGCACAUAUUUAACUGCUGCAGCUGCGAUAGGAAUGACUAAAGAUGAUGUGGACAUGUUUGUGAAAAGACUUGAUAAAGUACUGGGAAAAUGUCUUAAAAACGUCAAAUCUCAACCAGACUGCUUGGUGGAGAGUCGCAUUGACAGUAGUGAACAAAGCACUGUAGAACUUCAGGAAGGUGAACAGUUAUCCAGUGACUUGGAGAAUAAAUUAACUUUGAAUUGCAAGGACAAUUGAGCAUAUAUUUGGGAAUUGAUUGUUUUUGGAUCUACGUGGUAUUGUAUUUUACUGGAGGAGAAAAGAUUCUCAUCAGGGUGGGGACAUUAAUAAAUCAUGCCAUAAAAUUAAUCUGAAAUUUUUAUUUUUAAAUAAAUGAAAUACAUGAUAAUCAUGCAAAAAGUGAAUAAAUGUACAUUUCUGCAAUUA